UCAUAUCUAAAAAUGUGCAUUAUCUAUAUCCUUAAAUAAAUUUAAAUGGCCAUGUUCUUGUAUUUUGGAUUUUAUGGUUAUAUUGAAAGGAUGGAUCACUCUUGUAACUUGAUACAUUAUCAAGUAAAGAAUAAUCAGUUUGAUUUUAAAAUCCCUAUUUCAUAGUUCUUUACUUAUAGCAAUAAUUCCUAAUUGAAUCGAUUGUUUCAGAAAUGGGUUCCUGUACAUGGAUUCAAGAAAGCGGCAUCAGAAAAGGACAAGAAUUGGCUGAUUGAGGUGCCGCAGAAUGCAGAUCCGUAUGAAGAUCAGUUCGAGAAGAAAGCGACGGCCAAGAAAGAGAGGGUUGCCAAGAACGAGUUCAGUCGGCUGCGUAACAUUGCUGCCUCUCACAACAUCAAAGUUCCCAACAUGGGAAUAUUAACCUCUGAUAAGCUGUCGUCAACAGAGUUGAAAACUGCGGAAGGUGUUGCCAAGCUAUCAACAGCAUCACUCGGAAAAUUCCAGCCCAAACUCAGGAAAGAGAAAGAAAACAUCAAGCAGAAAAACAUUCCCGGCGUUCAGAAAAGGAAAAUGACAGUUGUGCCAGCUGCGGUCGAAAAAGCAUCGAAUCUGGAAAUUCUGGACGGAAUUCUGAACAAGAAACCCAAACUGGAUGUGGACAAGGCGGUCAACAAGCAAAUAUUUGUUGAACAACAACAGCGAGCUCAAGAGAAGAAGAACGAAAAACCGAAAGGUAAAGGCAAGAGGAAAGGGCAUGCAAAGGGAGGCGGCGCCGGGGGUGGAGCAGGGGCUAAGGGGGGCGGAGCCAAGGGCAAGAAGUCAGCCAUGAUUGCGUCGAAAAUCGGCAAAGUGAAGGGCAAGAGGAAACACGGAGGAAGUGCAGGAGGAAAGAAAGUGGGAAAACGGUAUUCGGGUGGAGGAAAGAGACGUUAAUAAAGUAUGAUUAAUUUUUAAUAAUGUUUUGUCAACUCAAGUUACCCUGAAAAGUAAUACUGUGUCAUAAGUUA
Nilaparvata lugens (brown planthopper) is the source of this 1007-nucleotide messenger RNA. RefSeq names its product ribosome biogenesis regulatory protein homolog. The record is from RefSeq and is a predicted model, not a curated record. The coding region runs from base 409 to 933 and encodes 174 amino acids. NCBI's taxonomy places the organism in Eukaryota, Metazoa, Arthropoda, Insecta, Hemiptera, Delphacidae. The transcript is spliced from 3 exons.